UGUUGUGAUAAACUUAUUAAAUAGGUUGUGUUAUGUCGCCUAAAAAAUCCACAAGAGGGCGUCGAUCUAAUAAUGUUUCCAAUAGCACACCCGCUCAAUCUGCUGGCGACAAUGAAUCAUCAUCAUCAGCUACCGAAGUUAAAAAUGACUCAUCGAAGAAUGAGGAGAACAUAUCACCUUCAACAGUGAGUGGAGACCAGAAUAGAGCAAUUUGUAAUGAUAAAGAGAAUAUCGAAGGCGCUACUAAUGAGGGUGCUCAGGAGAAAGGAAAAAAGCACGAUGCAAGGGGAGUUGCAGAUUUAGAGAGAGUGACCGAUUACGUUGAAGAGAAAGAGUUUGGAGCGGGAUCACAAAGUGCAUCAGGUCUACUAUCUGGCGGCAUCGAAGAGGCAAUGAAAGCGUUGAGUGAAAAAACAGCCAAGGAGAGGGAAGAGAAGCUAGCAUACGAGAGGGAAUUAAGAAAAGUGCCUAUCAACAAAGACCACGUAGAACUAAUCGUGAGAGAGAUGGAACUUUCUAGAACAGAGGCGGAGAGGUGUUUGAGACAGCACGGCGGCGACCCAGUGAGAACUUUGAUCACUCUUACAAACUGAAAUUGUUGUUUUGUGAAAUUGUAUACUUGCUUUAAAGAGUAAAAUGAGAAGAAACCGUUUUGUCGUCUU
This is a messenger RNA of Symsagittifera roscoffensis, 662 nucleotides long. RefSeq names its product huntingtin-interacting protein K-like. The transcript has 3 exons. The record is from RefSeq and is a predicted model, not a curated record. The coding region runs from base 33 to 593 and encodes 186 amino acids. NCBI's taxonomy places the organism in Eukaryota, Metazoa, Xenacoelomorpha, Acoela, Convolutidae. Gene Ontology annotation, biological process: protein stabilization; negative regulation of apoptotic process.